UUAAAUAAUAAAUUAUAAAUGAUGUAAAUAAAUUAUAGAUUUGCGGGAACUGUUUUUUUAAUUUGUAUUUUAUAUUUGUUUUAUGUCAUGUUCGGGGCUCCGUACAAAGAAUAGCAUUAAUCCUGAAAAACAAUGUGACAUAAAACUACUAAGUUUAUCUUAUUAUUCCUUUCUUUUUAGCAGUUUUCCUCAUGUUUUGUUUAAUUUUCUGUGGUUACAGCAGAAUUUGCAGCAGUUUUGGUGUAAUUCAGGUAAGAUUCUUUCUGUAUAGGGCAAGCCCACAUCUGUAACUAAUCUGGAUAAAUUGCUCUCCAAAAAAAAAAAAAAAACUCUCAGCCAAGCACAACGUUGCCGUUGCAGCCAUUGAGCAGAAGCAGAUCGUGGGCCAAAUCGGAGGCAAAAGGUGGACAAAACCCCACUUUAGGACGCUCCAUGUUCCAGGAUAACCGCUCCAGCAUGUCCAGACCCAUGAUCACACGCUCACCAGUGUCCCCCUUGAGUAACCAGGGCAUCCCUACGCCGGCACAGCUCACCAAGUCCAACGCCCCCGUGCACAUCGACGUGGGCGGCCACAUGUACACCAGCAGCCUGGCCACCUUGACGAAAUUUCCCGAGUCGAGAAUCGGGCGUCUCUUUGAUGGCACAGAACCUAUAGUCCUGGACAGCCUGAAGCAGCACUACUUCAUCGACAGAGAUGGACACAUGUUCCGCUACAUCCUCAACUUCCUCAGGACGUCCAAGCUCCUCAUUCCAGAGGACUUCAAAGACUACAGCCUGCUGUACGAAGAGGCUCGGUACUUCCAGCUGCAGCCCAUGCUGGCCGAGCUGGAGCGCUGGCGCCAGGACCAGGAGCUGGGCCGGGUGUCCCGCCCCUGCGAGUGCUUGGUGGUGCGUGUUGCACCCGACCUGGGCGAGAGGAUCACGCUGAGCGGGGACAAGGCCCUGAUUGAAGAUGUUUUUCCAGAGAUCGGGGAUGUCAUGUGUAACUCGGUGAACGCAGGCUGGAACCAUGACUCCACACACGUCAUCCGCUUCCCUCUGAACGGAUACUGCCACCUCAACUCAGUGCAGGUUCUAGAGCGUCUCCAGCAACGUGGUUUCGAGAUCGCCGGCUCCUGCGGCGGAGGCGUGGACUCGUCCCAAUUCAGCGAGUACGUCCUGAGGAGGGAACUGAGGAGGACAAAUCAGCGAGGCCCCAAUUCAAACAGGAUAAAGCAGGAGCAGCUGGACUAAAAAAAAAAACCCUCCCAAACUGUAGGGGGCACUAGACUUUUCUGUCGCGAUCAAAUGCUACAGACCUCUACGGACGAUUCUUCUUCAUUUCCUUGUUGAUGUUCCAGUUUUCUUAAACUUAAGAACCAUCUAGGGAAUAAAAAUAAAGUGCAAGAGGAGAUUUUUGACAAGACAUUCGAGAAGUUUGAGAUUGCAAGGACAUUUGUGAUUGUCUAGCCCCCAAUAAACCAAUUCCACAGGAUUUAUAAGAGCUGGAUACCCAAACAAAGUUUAUUUUAAAACUUGGAGCCUACAUUAGGUUGAAUACAUGAAUUAAGUCUUUUAUUGCUGAUGUUGUACUGGGUUGUCAUUGGUGGAUUGAUUUUGUGGCCCGAUUGGUUUUCAAGUAUUUAAUCUUAAAAAAUAAAACUGAUGGAAUUGUCAUAAAAAUUCAAUUUCAAUGAUGCAUUUCAAACAGAGUUUCCAGUUAACAUUGUUUAUUAUUGUGAUACAAAUGAAGUGGUUUUGCAUUAGUUGAGGUUAUUUUUAAUGUUUUAUGCCAUCAAAUGAAAAAGAUAAUAGUUUCAUUAAAGCUUAAAUUCCUGAUAAAGACAUUAUUUUGUAAAUGUUUUACACCAUUUGCCUCAUUGGGGGGGGUGAACCUCAACUCCAUGUGCACCCUUGGGACUUAUUUAACUGGAUCAUAAUCUUACCUUGAGUCUUGUACAUUUUCAUUGUAUAUGUGUUUGUGUUUUUUACAUUUUUUAAAACGAAUUUGUUGCCUAAGACAUGACUGAACAGAUUAAAAGUUAUUGUUCUACCCAA
Molecule: messenger RNA, 2037 nt
Organism: Oryzias melastigma (Indian medaka)
Lineage: Eukaryota; Metazoa; Chordata; Actinopteri; Beloniformes; Adrianichthyidae
Product: BTB/POZ domain-containing protein KCTD1
Exons: 6
Coding region: 433-1233 (266 amino acids)
Biological process (GO): protein homooligomerization; negative regulation of DNA-templated transcription
Cellular component (GO): nucleus
Molecular function (GO): transcription corepressor activity; transcription factor binding
Source: RefSeq, a predicted model, not a curated record